CCCAUACAUCACACUAAUCAUUUCUUCAAAAUGGCGGCCGUCACAGAUCGGCUUGAGAAUGUAAACCCGACCGUUUUUCAACGGCUGAAGGAACGAGUCGUAUUGGCUGAGGAAGAAGACGAUAAUAUAGUGGAUAAAAUAGAUGAUCGAGAGAUAUUUGAUAUGAUCCGCUCAAUCAAUGACCCUGAGCACCCUCUGACACUUGAGGAACUGAACGUGGUGGAACAGGCCUUGAUUGACGUGAGUGAUGACGAGAGCUAUGUCAAGGUCCAGUUUACACCUACUAUUCCGCAUUGUAGCAUGGCGACGUUAAUUGGACUUGCUAUACGGGUGAGGCUUCUGAGGUCUCUUCCAGACAGAUUUAAGGUUGACGUGAAGAUAACUCCUGGAACCCAUCAGUCAGAGAUAGCAGUAAACAAACAACUUGCGGACAAAGAGAGAGUGGCUGCCGCCCUUGAGAAUAACCAUUUACUGGACGUCAUUGACCAAUGUCUGGUCAGCAAGAAGUGAUUCGGUGUCAAAAGCAAAGAAGUACUGUAGCUACAUUGCCUCUCAGACAAUUGACAAUACAUCAAAAUUUGUGAUAGAUGCAAUGAAUACUACAUUAGACAAGACCAACAAAUGAAAGAAUCGGUCCGAUGAAUACUGCAUUAGACAAGACCAACAAAAGUGUGGAUUUAUGUAUACUGAGAAUGAGGAAAUGCCUGUAUAUCCGUUGCCAAGGAGAAUUCAAUAGCCCUCAUGAAGAAUGCAUUUCAAUUCAAGAGAGUAAGGGGGAAGUUGAUACUUUAGGAUUUAUUGUCAGGAAAAAAAAAGUGUCCAGAUUACUAAGGAUAGGGUUAGUGCGCUCUGAAUAAAGAUACUUUUGUUGGA
Messenger RNA from Nematostella vectensis (starlet sea anemone), 873 nucleotides. RefSeq names its product MIP18 family protein galla-2. Gene Ontology annotation, cellular component: cytosolic [4Fe-4S] assembly targeting complex. NCBI's taxonomy places the organism in Eukaryota, Metazoa, Cnidaria, Anthozoa, Actiniaria, Edwardsiidae. The coding region runs from base 31 to 510 and encodes 159 amino acids. The record is from RefSeq and is a predicted model, not a curated record. The transcript has 4 exons. Gene Ontology annotation, biological process: iron-sulfur cluster assembly.